AUGACGGGAGGAAGGUCCUCCCUGGAGCUCCAGGGUCCGGGCCAAGAAGAGGGCGUGAAAGGGAACGGGGGCUCGUGGCAGCCUGCGGUCUCAACAGCGGGUGGCGUACUAGUGAAGAGCCUGGUGGUGUCCCUUUCGCUCCACCGUGUCCUGUAUCCCCAAGCAAGCCCCCGAGUGGAGCCGGCAAGGAUCAAGUCCUCGUGGACGCCCAUGGCGUAA
Messenger RNA from Coprinopsis cinerea okayama7#130, 219 nucleotides. RefSeq lists its product as hypothetical. The transcript is spliced from 3 exons. Bases 1 to 219 code for a protein of 72 amino acids. Lineage: Eukaryota; Fungi; Basidiomycota; Agaricomycetes; Agaricales; Psathyrellaceae. The record is from RefSeq and is a predicted model, not a curated record.